ACAUGUGAAGGGAUCAGGCAACCUUACAGUGAUGUCAAGGAGAGGAGGGCUAGUAUGGUUACUGUAGGGACAGGGUAAAGCUUUCAUCAUCCAUUAUUCGACAGAUGAACUCUGAUCAAGGACUUCGUGAUGACCCAAUGGACGACUGUCCACUGACCCUCAGUUGAUCAUCUAGGAGCCACAUCGCUCUGUGUGCUCCACACAUCACAGCUCCAUCAUGGGAGACAUAGUCCAGAUGCACUUCGGCACGGUGGAUUACGUGAUUUUCGGCGUGCUGCUGGUGGCCUCCACAGGAAUCGGCCUUUACUAUGCGUUCUCGGGGGGUCGGCAGAGGACUAUGCAGGAGUUUUUGCUUGCCGACCGUAACAUGCGCUGUCUGCCGGUGUCCCUGUCACUACUGGCCACCUUUCAGUCAGCCGUGGCAAUCCUGGGAGCCCCUUCUGAGAUCUACACGCAUGGCACGCAGUACUGGUUUCUGGGAUGCUCAUAUUUUCUAGGCCUGCUAAUCCCAGCACAUAUAUUUAUACCAGUUUUCUAUCGACUACGUGUCAGCAGUGCUUAUGAGUAUCUGGAGCUUCGUUUCAGUAAAAGUGUUCGGAUAUGUGGCACGAUGACGUUCAUCUUUCAGAUGGUGAUCUACAUGGGAGUGGUUCUGUAUGCUCCAGCACUUGCACUCAAUGCUGUAACUGGUUUUGACCUUUGGGGGGCAGUGCUGGCAAUGGGAUUGGUGUGCACGCUUUAUACAACACUGGGUGGUCUGAAAGCUGUUAUCUGGACAGAUGUGUUCCAGACAAUCGUGAUGUUUGCGGGGCAGUUGGCUGUGAUCAUAGUGGGUACUCACCAGGCAGGUGGCAUCUCUGAAGUUUGGAGAAAAGCACAAAAUGGCAGUCGUAUCUCAGGGCUAAACCUGAAUCCUGACCCUUUAGAAAGGCACACGUUCUGGACUCUGGGUGUAGGGGGCGUUUUCCUCAUGCUGGCGCUGUAUGGAGUAAACCAGGCUCAGGUCCAAAGAUACCUCAGCUCCCGCACAGAGAAAGAAGCAAUCAUGUCAUGCUAUGCGGUGUUUCCAUGCCAACAGAUCGUGCUCACGUUGGGAUGUUUAAUGGGUCUGGUUAUGUACGCUCGCUAUGGGGAGGAGAGCCCGCUGGAUCAAGGCUAUGUCAAAACUAAUGACCAGAUGGUGCUGUACUUUGUGAUGGAUGUAUUAAGAGAUCUUCCUGGUUUGCCAGGACUGUUUGUCGCCUGCCUCUUCAGUGGUGCUUUAAGUACAAUCUCAUCUGCCUUCAACUCCCUGGCAACAGUUACCAUGGAAGACCUGAUCAAACCUCACGUCCCACCCAUGACUGAGGCCCGUGCCACCAUGCUAUCAAAACUCUUGGCUCUUGGCUAUGGAUUUGUGUGUUUGGCUAUGGCGUACCUUGCUUCUUUAAUGGGCUCUGUGCUGCAGGCAGCACUCAGUAUAUUUGGAAUGGUGGGAGGGCCUCUUUUGGGUCUUUUUUGUCUCGGGAUGUUUUUCCCAUGUGCCAAUUCCACCGGUGCUCUGGUUGGGCUGGCAGCUGGGCUGGUCAUGGCUUUCUGGAUUGGUAUCGGAAGUUUCAUCUCACGAAUGCCCACAUCUGUAGCACCUAUGAUAAAUGCCACCGCCUUUCCUGAGAUUGGAAACAUGACGACCGCCAUCAUGACCACACUCAUCACAACUAAACCUAGGCCAACUGGUGUUCAGGCUCUGUAUUCUUUAUCAUACAUGUGGUACAGCGCUCAUAAUUCAACAACUGUUGUGGUGGUGGGACUAUUGGUCAGCUUCCUCACAGGGCCCUGGAAGGAGAAACAGUUGAACCCAGGCACGAUUUACCCCGUACUGGGCAAUUUGCUUUUCUUUCUGCCCCAACGCUACAAAGAGAAACUCUGCUGCGUUACCCCAUUGGGAUACAAGCCUAAAGGUGCACAGCCUUAUCAGAUGGCACAGAAAGAGAAGAAUGGCGUUGCCUGCACUGAUGAUGAAGACAAGCUCAGGGAAGAGGAGGCCGAACAGGGCACCGCCCAGCCUACCUGCAACAUUGUCCAUACGGUGCAGGAAACAGCCUUGUAAAAGGUCACUCACUACAUCACGUCAACGUACUGAAGGGCCACUUCAGUCUCAUAUAAGCCCUGGUGGCCACGAAAAUGGCCCUCUGCAAUAUUGGUACGCUGUGCCCCAAACUGCCAAUGAUUUAGGUUUUGGUACUUGAUGAUGUCACUGGUCCGUGUCAUUAUUUGAAAGUAGUUUACAAGACCUGAAUUUAAUCUCAAGAGUACUUUAUAAUCAAACACUGCUCAGUCAUGAUAAGCACACGCGCACAAAUAAAAAAAAUAACACUGUUGAAGUCAAGUUUGAGGUGGGUGGUGUAUCACUAGAUGGACCACGGUUUGCACAAUUCCUCAAACUUUGACUGUCGGCUGUUGUUUAAUGUUAGUGCCAGUUGCCAGGUUUGGGAUCCUUGGCUCCCAAAAAUGUUGUUUUGUCCAAAGUUCAUAACCGCUAGCCUUUCUUUCCUGUAUGCCUUCGAAAGUGCUACAGAUGUGUUAGUUCACUAAACCAAGUUCACGUUUACAUCAAAAGAAAAUUGCCAAUACUUCAAAUGGAAGAGUAGUUCACUUUUAGCUUGACGUUUAUGAAGACACCACCUACGAUGAAAAAGUGUCAUAAUUGUUGUAGAUGUUGUGAAUCUAAUGCAUGUCAAAUCUAUCUCAUGUCAGAUCUCUAAUCCCCUCAUUGAAGUUCGUGGUAAGUGCCUCCUCAUAUGAAUGUAUCACGUUCAGUAGUUUUGUGACUGUAGUUUGUCGAUUUUUAGCUUUGUCCAGCUAAUAGGACCUCUGAAUUCCCAUAAUGCACUGUAUAAAAAAAUAACUGGAUAACUGUCCCUGUAGCAUCUCAGAAAGUUUAACUUGUCAAGAUCAAAUAGUAUUUUAAUUUAUUUAGGUUAAGUCAAGUGUAGUAAUGUUAUUAUUUAUAAUGUAGAUUGUUCUUUGGAAGUCAUAAUAGCAUCUUAUAUAUGAUAUAGACUUUAAAUAUAAAGCUGAAGAUGCUUGUUAUAACACAACGAGUAGAUUAACUGCAUAGAAUUGAGACGUAUUUAAAAACGAUUGAGCGAAAUGAUCAAAGAAAUUAUUACUUUCAUUGCAUAUGAAUUGAUUCGGUUGCACUAGUUUCUUGUAAUUUAGUUUUUUUAAUGUAAGAGAAAUUAUACAGUAUAGCGAUAUUUUCUCUAUGCUUUGCCGUGUAGUCGAAAUUCAGACCUCAGUCCAUUUGUAGAUGCUAUAGACAUUUGUGGGAUGUCUUGUAUUGUGCCUGCCUGUGGUUAAUGAAAGCUUUGUCUGAUCCGUCAGGUUAACAAUAUGCCGUGUUUGCCGUUUGCUGAACUUUCACAUUUGUUUAUUGUCAGUGCUUCAUGUUCGUCUGAAAACACGUUUUAGUUAUGCAUUUGUGCAAACACUCAUUUUCAUAAUGAAUUAUGUUCAUUAUGUGUAGAAUCAGAAGGGGUUGUUCACACAGCAGAUGCAUCCAAAUUAAGAGUUUGGUUCCAAAAAAAAAAAUUUAAAAAACGCCAAAAUCAGUAUUGUAUUUGGUCAGUAUUAAAAAGUAAAUUCUUUAUUUUAUGCAAAAUCCGAUAUCCGCCAUGUUAUUCUGUCAUCUUUUCUCCCUUUUUUCCAAACCAUGACAAACGCCAGUCCAACUUCUCUGCAGAAUGCAAUACAUCCGCUUAAACAAAUAACAGCGCACCAUUCCAAACAUUGUAAACAAUAAUGGCGGCACUUCAAAUACACACGGAAUCCUAGCUUUUUCUCAUAUACUUUGUACUAUUUGAUCAGCAAACAAACAAAAAGAAAAUAGUAAUUUUGAUGGCAUUGAUAAACCUGUGGUGUUUUUUUUUUUUGUGGCGGGGAAGAAAUGUAAGCCAUUAAAAAUCUAAUAAUUUACAUGAGAGGCACUCAGGCAACGGAAAAAUGCCGGCUGUUGCUUGUUCUCACACGACAGCAUUAAGCUUCUGUCAUGCUAACACAUUGACCCCAGGGGUUCUUGUAAAAAACUUUCCGUUAUUUUACUCGAAGUUAACGAAAAUCGAGCAGGACCAAAACAUUUUACAGCUGAUCGCUGUCAAAAAAGUCGCUGUCAGCGACGACGUCCCAAGGAUGAUAGCAGCAAUGACAGUGUUCUUAAUAUGACAAAGUAAGUGUUUUGAUUAAUGUCAUUAAUGUUUAUUUUUUUAAUCAGCGUAUACCACUAGUCAACUAAAUUAAUAUAACAUGGCAAAGAUUAAUGCACAUUUAUAUAUUGAUUCAAUAGAUUUAUAACAUUUAAAAAAAAACUUCAUGGAUUUAUUGCAUUGUGCGGAAAAAAUAAUCAGUUUUAUAAUUAAUCUUUGUAAAUCAAAUUAUGGAUUUGAAUUUUUCAUGUUAUUAUAACCUAAAGAUGCUAUGUAAAAAAGUUUGUAACAGAAAAUAGUGGUUUUCAUCUUGUCACUUUCUUGGUAUAGAAAACACGUUUAUUUAUUUAUGGAUUUAUUGCGUUUUGGAACCAAACUCUUCAAAUAUAACCUUGAUAUCUUUAUUAUUGACUGAGUAAAGUCAUGUCGAAGAUUAAAAUCAAUGUGAAAACAUUGACUGAAAUCAAACUUUGAUGCUCCUAAUCUUUUUAUGAGAUUGUAAGUCUACUGGCAGUUUUUUUUUAAUGGAAAAGCUUUAAAGGGGCCAUGGCAUGAAAAUCUGACUUUUUCCGUGUUUAAGUGCUUUGAUUGGGUCCCUAGCGCUGCUAUCAACCUAGAAAAUUUGAAAAAGAUCAACACAGUAACUUAGUUUUGGUAAACCAUUCUCUACAAGCACAUUAAAAAAUAGGUCGUUGAAAUUUGGCUCUCCUUAUGAUGUCAUAAGGAGCUCUUAUUAUAAUAAUACAACCCCUUAAUCCAACCACGGCACUGCCAUUUAGUGCAGAGAGAAAAUAAUUCACAGAACAAUUGAGUUUCAAUUUCAACAAACCACCAUCAUUAGGAUCACCCAAAACGGCACAUUUUUGCACACACCUACAAAGUGGCAAUUUUAACAUGCUAUAAUAAAUUAUUUAUCUGGUAUUUUGAGCUAAAACUUCACAUAUGUGCUCUGGGGACACCAAAGAUUUAUUUGACAUCUAAAAAAAGUCCUGUGACAUGGGCCCUUUAAUAACACAAAUGUGACUGUGGACUACAAAACCAGUCAUAAAUCGCAUAGGUAUAUUUUUAACAAUAACCAACAAUACAUUGUAUGAUGAAAUGAUCUUAAAUAAAUAUGGCAUUGUAAAUAUAUCAAAAAAGAAUUUAUCAUUAGUAAUAUGUAUUGCUAAGGACAACUUUACAGACAAUUUUCUCAAUAUUUAGGUAAUUUGCACCCUCAUAUUCCAGAUUUUCAAAUAGUUGUAUCUCAUGCAAAUUUUAUUCUACCCUUACCAACCAUUUAUCAAUAGAAAGCUUAUUGUUUUUUACAAUUUAAAAAAAUUGACCCUUAUGACUGGCCCAUGAGACUUUUUGUGUCCAUGGUCACAUAUGCCACCACAAAGCAAAGCGUGUCUGGUGUGAGCGGCCCCUAUUUUUUUUACCUCCAAUCACUUACAGACCCAUCUACAUUUUAUGUGUAUCAUCUAUGGGGUGAAUUAACCAUGCCAUCAAUUUUGAGGCUAACAGUAUUAGAUGCAGAACCGGACAUUUGUUGGUUAGGCGAUCGUAGUUGGCAAAUAUCUUAAAGACAGCAAAUAUGUUUUCCAUUUUUAUCAUCGGAUUCUCAUUGAAAGUCAUUCUUUCUUUCUUUGAAUUAUAUAGUCGUCUGUUUAUUUUAUGUAAACAAAAAAACUCUUUUCAUUUUUACUUUUGCUAACUUGAUCAUUCCAAUCACAACGGGUUUAGUACAGCCAUAGCCUACAUUUAGUGUAAUAUGUGACCAUUUCUCAUAAGCACUGUUCUUGUAUUCAUAGACUUGUAGAGCUGUUUAUCCAUUAUUAUUGUCUAGAGUAUUACGUGGAUCAGUUGUCACCUGUCACACCAGAAAUUACUUGAAUUACGUGUGCUAAAUGCUUUCCUAAAACACCUGAAUUUGUCCUUCAAAUGAAGCAUUAUCUCUAUUAUCUGUCACACUGAGAAAGAUAUAAAUGUGAAGUACUACGGUUCCCUAGAACCAAAAUCAAGAACUGCCAUAGAUACACAAAAUAUUUCAUCUGAAAGUAUUUUGUUUCUCUCUAGAGAGUGUUUUUAUAUAAUUCAUGUCCCCUAUGAGUGACUCUAUUGCCACAAUGUAAACUUGCAUAAGAACUGGCAAAUGUGCUGUGGCAUAUAAGACUUAAGAAAGGAUCAAACUGUGCUAUCCUACAAUCUUAUUGAGCCUGAGAAUCAAUCUUGGGCGACUUCUGCGAGCUUCACUGUGAGACUUGUUUUUUAUGACAUUUUUGAAGUAGGCUACUUACUUUAUAUGGAGAGUGCACAAUUCUCAGUACAACCAAAAUAAAUAUUUCGACACCUAAUAUUUAUGUUUAUAUAAAUAUUAUGAGAAUAUUUAUUUUUUUAUCUAAAGUUUUUUUUUUUGACCAAAUAUGCAUUCCAAAAAUACCACAAGCAAUGGAGUCGGACCAGCUUCAUUGCUUUGGCUGUGCCUUCACUUUUGUGUCUCUUUAUUUGAUUGGUCACGAAAGUUCCCGCCAAGAACUUUCCACUAUGUGAAAGAGACUCAGUUGUAUUGACCUGCAAAGCGUCUAUAGCGAUGAUACUUUAAUAAAUAUACUGUAGAUCAAUGCCGAAUAGAGGAACAGUUGUUCUUAGCCACACUAUUGGGCAUUACUUGUGAACACUCAUUUUCCUCUCAAUGAAUUGUUUGUAAUGAGAAAGAUUAUAAAUUUGUCUUGAUAAAUAAAAAAUGUCUUCCUGGC
This is a messenger RNA of Misgurnus anguillicaudatus (oriental weatherfish), 6922 nucleotides long. It is a transcript of the gene slc5a6a, whose product is annotated as solute carrier family 5 member 6a. Gene Ontology annotation, molecular function: symporter activity. The record is from RefSeq and is a predicted model, not a curated record. NCBI's taxonomy places the organism in Eukaryota, Metazoa, Chordata, Actinopteri, Cypriniformes, Cobitidae. Gene Ontology annotation, cellular component: membrane. Gene Ontology annotation, biological process: sodium ion transport; transmembrane transport.